Messenger RNA from Symbiodinium sp. CCMP2456, 3069 nucleotides. Lineage: Eukaryota; Dinophyceae; Suessiales; Symbiodiniaceae. The record is from the annotation of a GenBank genome assembly.
AUGGAUCGUACUGAUCCAAUGCUUCAGCUCGACGAUGCACCGAACGCUCUUCCGAUUCAAGACGUCCCUGGGACUGUGACUCCCGUUGCAGAAACUAUCAUCAGACCGUCGGAACUGGCAGAAGCGAAGAUGCAGGAGAACCAGGAAGCGGAGACGUUACAUCAUGAAUCGAUCGCGAAUGCACUGAUGCAGCGGAUCGAGGAGAUGAGUCAGGCAGACCAUGGAGCAACUUUGCGCAUUGAAGAACUGGAACGACAACGAGAUUUUCUGAAAGAGGCGAUGAGACACAUCAACCAAGUGCACAUGAGCUCUCGUGGAGAGUACGAAUUGGCUGUAUUCAAGCUACAAGAAGCAAGCCAACAGCAACACGUGCGAGAUCGGGAAGCCAAUGAACCGCCACUGAUGCAACUGAAUCACCUUCGACGUGAAGCAGCCACUGGAUAUGUCCAAUAUGAAGAACGAGCACAGGGCGAAGGGCUGAACAUGGCUCGCGAGUACGAGAAUCUCGCGAAUGAGUUGAACGAGAUGGCCAGAGAGAACAUGCAACUCAAAGCAGCUGGGUCCUGUAGCGAGGUUGUCGUCCAGAAGAUGAAGGACAAGCUUCAGGCAGCGAAAGAAGAGGGACUCUACGUUGCGAGUGAGAUCCGAGUGGAGGUCGAUGACGUGAAGAUGGGCAUACUUCGAGAACAAGACAUGGCAUUGAGACAGAGAGCUGAGUACAACAUGGCACAUGAUCGCCUGGUACAACACUUGCGGCGUGAGGAGGAGAUGCAAUCUGCAGUCAGGCUACAGAUGCAAGACGCCGAGAUGCAACUACAAGCACGCUUCACUGAAUGCCAAGCUCUUCCUGCUAUUCAGUCGCAAGUGAUGGAACUUCGCCAGAAGUUGAAGCUGAAGGAAGAGAUGUAUGAGAAGGUGAGGAGUGAACUGGAGUUGCAACGAUGCAUACCUCUUCAGCUGAGUUCUCAAGCCCCGAGCUUGCCUUUGUCUUCGAAGACGUCUGAAAGCAUACAUCAGUUUGGCAUGAUGUACACGAAAUCCCCGUUCGUGACCCAUUGGUUGAUAGCGGAGGACGUGCGUAAUGCAGACGCAAGAUCAGUGGGGCAGCCGUUUGUGCCAUCGGCGUCUCGGCCAGACCCAUCCAAUGGAACGCAGGCCAUUCAGGAAGAUCGGAAGAAUGUUGAGAAAGACUACAUUGCACCGAUGGUUGAGCUUCGAGUUCUACUACAACAGGCCCAGGAGAAUGAACGUCGACUUCGAGACGAACGAAAUGAGUGGCGACAAACCGCUGUGUAUCUCCAAGAGUUGGCUGACCAGGAACAAGGUGACGACGAAGAGGACGACGAGGAAUGUGACUCGAGUGUCCACCCCUCGGACUGUCCAAAUGGAGGAAGCGGCCCACCAGAUAGCCCAAGCCGACGCGGAGCUGACCCUCCGAAGACGCCGAAAGGACGUGAUGUUCCGGGUGAUGAACCGCCUGAUCCUCCUCCACCUGGUGAUCCAGAUGGUAGAGAUGAUCCGGAAAUCACAGAAGUCAAGAUUUCUCGUCGAGAAGCCGACAAAGUUGUUGUCCCGCCGUUCCCGAGGGCGUUGAAUGAAUCUGGACAUAUCAAGUUCAAAAGCAUUGAUGUCAAGCUUGCAGCCGCUAUGGCUAUGACAUCCCUGUUGAGGACAGCAGGUGAUCAAGCAUCAGAUUUGCUUUUCGAAGUCAUCCGCAAAGCCGACCAGUAUGUCAGGUCAUCCAGUUGGAAGAUCAUCAAAGGUCGGCAGAUCAUCGCGAUGAUGUAUGAAAGCUUCCGAACACGAGACCGAUUGGACUUGAUUGUUACUCUCGAACAGACUCGAACACCUGAUCAAGUUACAGUAAUAUCACGCAUGCGACCCGAGGAUGUCCCAUCGGAAACAGCUCUUCGUGACGCUCUACACAGCAAGAUCAACCAUUCUCCCACGCUGAAGAUGGAACUUCUCGUCCAUGACGACAUGUUGCCCUACGAUCAUCAAGGCAGGACAUAUCAAAAUCUACUUGGUGUGAUUGAUCGGUGCGUUAUGAGACAACGUGAGAACAAGAAUCAGGCGCAGACGCAUCAUGGACUACGCCAGAUGAUCGAAGGCAAGGACAACUUGGCGGCUCCAGCCAACACAGCAAACAAGGACAACGAGAAGGAGAGCGCUACACCAGCGCCAAAGAAAGGAGCGAAGAGCAAUACGAAGAACGAGGAAGCUGCUCCCGUCCUGCCACAAAGCAAAGCGAAAGGUCAUGCCAAAGCGAAGCACAAGGACAAGAGGCAGAAGGACAAGGAUAGGUCACAGUCGAACGACGACAAAAAGGGUGAAAGGAGUUUGGAGCAUGGUCGAUGCAACUUCUUCCUCUCCGAGCGUGGGGAAUGCCCAAAUGGAGAUCGAUGUCCGUUCAGUCACUCCAAGAAGACACCUCCGUCACGGGGACGUGACGGGUCACGAUCGCCUGGUCGAUCAAGAUCGUCGAGCCAAUCUACAAGUACGAAGCACAAGGUAUGUUAUUUGUUCAAGAACACUGGCUCUUGCAGAAGGGAAAAUUGCCCUUUGCACACGUCAGCGAUUCUGCUCCAGCCAAAACAGCAGAGGCUAAGGCAAAGGCCAAGGUCGAAGCAAAAGCCAAAGCAGAGCCAAAAGCCGAAGCAAAGGGAAGAGCCAAAGGAAAGGCAAAAGCUCAGCCAGCAGCUCCCGCCAUUCGACUAUUUUUGUCGAGCUUGGAAUCCACUUGCGCCCGCCGUCAGAAAGAGGGCAGUCACCUACGACGACGAGGAGUCGGAUUGUUCAUCUCUGGACAGCGACGCGGAUUCUGACUGCUCAACCGAGGAUGAAGCUGAAGGUGUGACUUCGUCGACCUCUUUUCAUUCGAAAGGUAAAAGGGUACAGUAUCCUUUUCCGACUCAGUGCGAUUUCAGUCGUACAAAGGGAGAGGGGGAAAAAGUAAAGCCGGUCAACGUCAAUGCCAUCAUCGACAGUGACGAUCGGGCAGCGGAGUUGGGUUUUGCGAAGCACAUUGCAAGAAUCAAGGAUGAUCUUGGAUAUGAUUCACAACGAUGA